Molecule: messenger RNA, 1839 nt
Organism: Talpa occidentalis (Iberian mole)
Lineage: Eukaryota; Metazoa; Chordata; Mammalia; Eulipotyphla; Talpidae
Gene: LDB1
Product: LIM domain binding 1
Exons: 11
Coding region: 72-1301 (409 amino acids)
Biological process (GO): positive regulation of transcription by RNA polymerase II; nervous system development; negative regulation of transcription by RNA polymerase II
Cellular component (GO): transcription regulator complex; nucleus
Molecular function (GO): LIM domain binding
Source: RefSeq, a predicted model, not a curated record
AUGCCCGGCCUGUCCCCGCGCGGGGCGGGCACCGUGACUCGGCUGGGCCCCCAGCGGCGGGCGAUGUGAAGAUGUCAGUGGGCUGUGCCUGUCCUGGUUGUUCCUCAAAGUCAUUCAAGCUGUACUCGCCGAAGGAGCCCCCGAACGGCAACGCCUUCCCCCCCUUCCAUCCCGGCACCAUGCUAGAUCGGGAUGUGGGCCCGACUCCCAUGUACCCGCCUACAUAUCUGGAGCCUGGGAUUGGGAGGCAUACACCAUAUGGCAACCAAACUGACUACAGAAUAUUUGAGCUUAACAAACGGCUUCAAAACUGGACAGAGGAGUGUGACAAUCUCUGGUGGGAUGCUUUCACAACUGAGUUCUUUGAGGAUGAUGCCAUGUUAACCAUUACUUUCUGCCUGGAGGAUGGACCAAAGAGAUACACCAUUGGCCGGACCCUGAUCCCACGCUACUUUCGCAGCAUCUUUGAGGGGGGUGCUACGGAGCUGUACUAUGUACUUAAGCACCCCAAGGAGGCAUUCCACAGCAACUUUGUGUCUCUCGACUGUGACCAGGGCAGCAUGGUGACCCAGCAUGGCAAACCCAUGUUCACCCAGGUGUGUGUGGAGGGCCGGUUAUACCUGGAAUUCAUGUUCGAUGACAUGAUGCGGAUAAAGACGUGGCACUUCAGCAUCCGGCAGCACCGGGAACUCAUCCCCCGCAGCAUCCUUGCCAUGCAUGCCCAGGACCCCCAGAUGUUGGAUCAGCUCUCCAAAAACAUCACCCGGUGUGGGCUGUCCAAUUCCACUCUCAACUACCUCCGACUCUGUGUGAUACUCGAGCCCAUGCAGGAGCUCAUGUCCCGCCACAAGACCUACAGCCUCAGCCCCCGUGACUGCCUCAAGACCUGCCUUUUUCAGAAGUGGCAGCGCAUGGUAGCGCCCCCCGCGGAGCCCGCACGGCAGCAGCCCAGCAAACGGCGGAAACGGAAGAUGUCAGGGGGCAGCACCAUGAGCUCGGGGGGUGGCAACACCAACAACAGCAACAGCAAGAAGAAAAGCCCAGCCAGCACCUUCGCCCUCUCCAGCCAGGAUGUGAUGGUGGUGGGGGAGCCCACCCUGAUGGGCGGGGAGUUCGGGGACGAGGACGAGAGGCUCAUCACCCGGCUGGAGAACACCCAGUUUGACGCGGCCAACGGCAUUGACGACGAGGACAGCUUUAACAACUCCCCUGCCCUGGGCGCCAACAGCCCCUGGAACAGCAAGCCUCCAUCCAGCCAAGAGAGCAAAUCAGAGAACCCCACGUCACAGGCCUCCCAAUAGAGGCCUCACCACGGCCACCCAGCGCUCUGCCUGCCUGCCCCACCCCUCGCAGCCCCAGGGAGCAGAAGACAGAAUGAAGAGACUGAGCAUCUAUCUAUAGUGGGCAGCCUCCAUCUACCCACUUCAGGGAGGAACUGGACUCUCUGGGGGCAGGUGCCAAGAUUUGCCCCCCAGUGGCCCUGGGCUGGGCCUGGCCUCUGCAGAGCCUUUUGGGGGAAGGGGUUACUCAUGUGGAUGCCUAUGUGGACCCUGGUCCUCUGAGAAGUGUCCUGGCCGCCCCCCAGGGCAUUUGCCUCCAUCUUCCCAGGUUCUGGGUUCUCCAUCCUCCUGACUCCACCCCCUUCCAGCCUGGGGUUGUCUAUACCCACAGCCCUUAGGGACUUAAGGUAUGGGGCUUGGUUGAGUGCCCCUCCCUCAAACCUUCCCCCUAGGUGGCUGGUAGUAGAGGGGUAAAGCUCUGGGCUUCUCCCUUCUGCCACCUAUCCCAGCUCCAAGUUUUUAAAAAAAUAAUAUUAUUAAAAAUGUAAGUUAAAAAAAA